Messenger RNA from Acanthocheilonema viteae, 2919 nucleotides. Lineage: Eukaryota; Metazoa; Nematoda; Chromadorea; Rhabditida; Onchocercidae. The record is from the annotation of a GenBank genome assembly.
AUGGAUUACGACCACAGGAAGUGGCGUGAGGAAGAGCUCACUAUUCGGAAAGUAAAUAAUGAAAAGUCAUCGGAGAAGUAUGUCGCAGUCUCUUUGGUAUGCGCUGCUUUCCGCAUACGCCACCGCCACCGUAAUGUCAUACGAGCCGCCAAAUUCUCCAGAACAUAUCGUGAUUCAGACACGUUGCUUCAACAUUUAUCAUCUGUGUCCACAGAGAUAUCGACCUCGACAGAAAUUUUUCCAGAUUUGUCAUCGACUGCAUCGUCAUCAGCAGCAAUGACUCGUCGCUUGAUAAUCAGAACGAAGUACAUCAAAGAUCUGACAACGACUUCAUCAACCCUCCCAUCAACUGCAGCAACCACUACACUACCAUCUUCAGAAAUGACUACCAGCACCACUGCUACCAUCGCAACUACCACUGUCACCAUCACUCCGGAGACAACGCAUAUCAUGGAGACUACGCCGUCUUCUAUUACACCAUCUACACCUGAAGGAUCAAGCUCUUCAUCUCCCGAUACGACAGCUGAGAAACAAUUCACACCGAGGCGAGACAAACAGCCUGACUAUGAAGAAGGUGCAAAUCCGUGUAAAUACGGUGAACCGGCCAAGGGUUUCGAUCGGAAGCCAUUGAUAUGCAGUUUGCUAAAUUCAAUGGCAUGCCCUAAGGGAUUCUUUUGCCAUAUUGGAGCUUCUCAAACGGAAACAGUUUGCUGUGAACGAUCUGGACUAGCUGAUCCCUGUAGUUUACCAAUGGACGAAGGUAAAGGUAAUGCACGGCUAGAACGGUACUACUACGACGAUAACUCCGGCGACUGUCAACAGUUUAUUUAUGGUGGAAUGAAAGGCAAUGAAAACAGUUUCCGCACUUACGCAGAAUGCAAGCAGAAAUGCAUGCGAUGGGAUUUGGUUUGUGAAAUAGCACCGAAGGCCUCCGAACAUCGCAGUUGUUCAAUGAAUCGUCGUGAAUGUGGUGACAAGCAAUGGUGUCACAUUGGGACCACUGUUUAUUCUUCGUUAUGCUGUGCUGGAACAUCGAUUAAUCCUUGUGAACUGCCUGUUGCGCAGGGCGUAGGAAAUGAAACAAUAACUCGAUGGUUUGCGGACCGGAACGAUCGCUCCUGUACUUCACAGUGCAAAAUGUUCACUUAUAGAGGCUUAAAAGGAAAUCAGAAUAAUUUCCUCACUAAAGAAGAAUGCGAGGAACAGUGCAAACCGGAAUGCAAAAAUCCCUGCGGCACUGGAAUGAUGCUUCUAACGCUACGACAAAUGCCAUUCUUUUGCUCUUCAACGAACAUUUGCCCACGCAAUUAUUGGUGUCACAUAGGUGCACACAUCGAUACCACUGUUUGUUGUCCAGAAAGUGAUACAAAUCGUUGUGAGCAACCUGUGAUCGAAGGAACCGGAAACAAUAGUUUACUGAGGUGGUAUUUUGAGCCGACCUCACACAAAUGCCUCACAUUUUAUUAUCGCGGAAAAGAAGGAAAUCAAAAUUCUUUCUUGACAGAAGAUGACUGCAAGAAUGCAUGCCCCGCGUAUAGGAAUCCGUGCAGUAAUGGGGAACCGCUUCUGAUGAAUGGUAAAACAAGAAGAUGUAGUGCAGAAGAACGUUGUCCCCACGAAUACUAUUGUCACAUUGGAGCGGAUGGAACACAGAACUUCUGUUGUCGCAAAAACGGGAAUCCAUGUGAUGAACCGAUGAAUCAAGGAGAAGGACAGUCUUUGCUGUUAAGAUAUUAUUAUGAUAAGCAUUCCCAUCGAUGUCAUGAAUUUGCUUAUCUUGGUUCAAGAGGGAAUGCGAAUAAUUUUUUGAGUGAAGAAGACUGUGAAGCAACGUGUCCCGCAGUGCCAAAUCCAUGUGCAUAUGGUAGGCCACUUAGGAAUGCUGAAAACGAACCCAUAAUCUGUGGUGGUAGUGAAGGCUGUCCCGACGAUUACUACUGUCAUAUUGGAAGUUCUCCAGAGACGACAAACUGCUGUCCAGGAUCUAACGAUACAUGUAAAUUGCCAUUAGAAGUUGGAAAAGGUGCAGAACAAUUGAAAAGAUGGUACUUUGAUCGGAAACAACAAAUGUGCCAUCAAUUUGUUUAUCGCGGUCUUUAUGGCAAUGCCAAUAAUUUCAUCACGCGAGAAGCCUGUCAACAGAAUUGCGAGGAGAUGAAUCCAUGCGGGAGUGGAACACCGUUGACGGAACGGGACGGAAGGCGAAUUUUUUGCAAAUCAAAUGGAUCAGAUGAAUGCCCGAACGAUUACUUCUGUCAUAAGGGGUCAUCACCUCUGACAACGCAGUGCUUUAAGAAUUCGUGUGAACAACAGUUAUCUGUUGGACGUGGCGGUGAGGAGAUUCCACGGUGGUUUUAUGAGGCGAGCAAAAAAAAAUGCUCCGAAUUUAUUUACGGUGGUUUGGGCGGCAAUGAAAAUAAUUUCCUUUCAAGGGAAAGCUGUGAGAAAGCUUGCAGAGAAAGGGAGGAUUAUUGUCCUCAUGGCGAUCCACUUAUGGAAGCAUCUGGAAAAAUUCUGGCCAAGUGUGGAGUGAAUGAUGCAUGUCCGUUAGGAUUCAUAUGCAAUAUAAAUGUUCAAAAAAAUAUCACUGCAUGUUGUCAGGAUCCUGCAAAUUUCUGUCUGCAACCAAUGGAUGCAGGACGACAAUGUAAGGAGUUCGAGACGCGAUAUGGGUACGACCCAGAAUUGGACGAUUGUGUUUAUUAUCAGUACGGAGAUUUGUGGGAGGCUUGGAUGGCUAAUCUAUCGGUGCCAGGAAGUGGCUUGUCUAUACAAGCAUUGUUAUCGACCCAUUUACCGUUGCCCUUCUCCUCUACCUCCAAUCUCAUCGAUGAAAUGCGGAAUGAAAUGUAUCUUUUCCGCGUGUCCGCACUCACUCACCAGCAUCGGUUACUACUCACCCCUCCGAAUACUCGUUGA